Cebus imitator (Panamanian white-faced capuchin) is the source of this 455-nucleotide messenger RNA. Its product is annotated as ATP synthase-coupling factor 6, mitochondrial-like. The record is from RefSeq and is a predicted model, not a curated record. NCBI's taxonomy places the organism in Eukaryota, Metazoa, Chordata, Mammalia, Primates, Cebidae. Gene Ontology annotation, molecular function: proton transmembrane transporter activity. The transcript has a single exon. Gene Ontology annotation, biological process: proton motive force-driven ATP synthesis. The coding region runs from base 38 to 364 and encodes 108 amino acids.
UCUCCGAGACGCUUCCUGUCCGUAACAUAGAAUCAGCAUGAUUCUUCAGAGACUCUUCAGGUUCUCCUCUGUCAUUCAGUCAGCAGUCUCGGUCCAUUUGCGGAGGAACAUUGGUGUUACAGCAGUGGCAUUUAAUAAGGAACUUGAUCCUAUACAGAAACUCUUUGUGGACAAGAUAAGAGAAUACAAAUCUAAGCGACAGGCAGCUGGAGGACCUGUUGAUACUGGUCCAGAGUAUCAGCAAGAUCUAGAGAGGGAGGUUUCUAAGCUCAAGCAAAUGUCAGGUAAAGGAGACAUGAAUACCUUCCCCACCUUCAAAUUUGAAGAUCCCAAAUUUGAAGUCUUUGAUAAACCCCCGGCCUGAAGAAGUAAAGUAAAAUUAAUCUGGUAAUUUGUCAUGGGUUAGUUAUACAACUAGUUAGAAGUUUCAGAAUAAACAUACAUUUCAUGACUGU